CUGGUUCCAUGGGAAGAUCUCAGGGGUGCAGGCGGUGCAGGAGCUGCAGCCGGCCGAGGACGGGCUGUUCCUGGUGCGCGAGUCCGUCCGGCACCCCGGUGACUACGUGCUGUGUGUGAGCUUCGGCAAGGAGGUGAUCCACUACCGCGUGGUGCACGAGGAGAACACGCUCAGCAUUGACAGCCAGCAGUACUUCUCCAACCUCAUCGACAUGAUCGAGCACUACAUGAAGGAGCAGGGAGCCAUCUGCACCAAGCUGGUGAAGCCCAAACCAAAAACCGGGAUGAAGUCGGCUGAGGAGGAAUUGGCCAAAGCCGGCUGGUUGCUGAACCUGCAGCACCUCACACUCGGAGACCGCAUCGGGCAAGGCGAGUUUGGAGACGUCCUGCAGGGCGAGUACAUGGGACAGAAGGUGGCUGUGAAGAACAUCAAGUGUGAUGUGACUGCCCAGGCCUUCCUCACCGAAACAGCUGCCAUGACGAAGGUGCGGCACAAAAACCUGGUGUGUUUGCUUGGCGUGAUCCUGCACAACGGCCUCUACAUCGUCAUGGAGUUCAUGAGCAAGGGCAAUCUGGUGAACUUCUUGCGCACACGGGGCCGGGCGCUUGUCCCAACCCAGCAACUCCUCCUGUUUGCUCUGGACGUGGCCCAGGGCAUGGACUACCUGGAGUCCAAGAAGCUGGUGCACAGGGACCUGGCUGCCCGCAACAUACUCAUCUCUGAGGAGAAUGUGGCCAAAGUCAGCGAUUUCGGCUUGGCCCGGGUCAAUCCCAAGGGAGCAGAUGCCACUUUGCUGCCUGUGAAGUGGACAGCCCCGGAGGCCCUGAAACACAAUGUGAGCAAUGGUGGGAACAGAGGGGGGGGCUGAGGGGUUCUCCCGAAGCAUCUCUCCCCCUUGCGUUCCCCUAGUCUGAAGGAGGUGACGGAGCUGCUGGAGCAGGGGUACCGCAUGGAGCCCCCCGAGGGCUGCCCACCCUCCGUCUACACCCUGAUGAAGAGCUGCUGGGAGCUGGAGCCGGGCAAGCGACCGUCCUUCAAGAAGCUCACAGAGAAGCUGCAGAAGGAGCUGAAGCACCUGAGGGACGUUUAA
This is a messenger RNA of Mesitornis unicolor (brown roatelo), 1090 nucleotides long. It is a transcript of the gene MATK, whose product is annotated as megakaryocyte-associated tyrosine kinase. The transcript has 8 exons. Gene Ontology annotation, biological process: protein phosphorylation. The annotation marks the transcript as partial. NCBI's taxonomy places the organism in Eukaryota, Metazoa, Chordata, Aves, Mesitornithiformes, Mesitornithidae. The record is from RefSeq and is a predicted model, not a curated record. Gene Ontology annotation, molecular function: ATP binding; protein tyrosine kinase activity.